GUGAUAGCGGCGAGCUAUCCCAGCGGACGAUGUUCAGGGAUGCGCGAGCGCAGAUUCGCUUGGUCCAGGGCCUUCCCGGCUGAGAUUCCGUUGCGCAUGCGCACAGCCCUCUGCCGAGACUUGCACCUGCUUAGAGUCUGCCGUUCGAUCUGAUACCCCACCUGAGCAUCGCGCACCCAGCCAUGACAGCCCAUUCCUUUGCCCUCCCUGUCAUCAUCUUCACCACAUUCUGGGGCCUCAUCGGCAUCGCUGGGCCCUGGUUCGUGCCCAAAGGACCCAACCGCGGGGUGAUCAUCACCAUGCUGGUAGCUACUGCUGUCUGCUGUUACCUCUUCUGGCUCAUCGCCAUCUUGGCCCAACUGAACCCCCUGUUUGGGCCACAACUGAAGAAUGAGACCAUCUGGUACGUGCGUUUCCUGUGGGAGUGACCCCUGGGGUGAUCAGCUGGCUUCUGGCCUCAGAUGCCCUGCUGUGAAGGGUGAAUGGCCCAGCCUUGAUGUCCCUGGAGACCCUGCAUUCCCUCUGGCCCCACCCAUCUGUAUGACCAUCCUGUGCUCGCCCUGCCAUCAUGCUGUGGAAUCCAUAACCCCCAGAGCCAACCUGGUUUCAGUUUCUGGUCUCAGUUUCCCCUGUGUUCCCAGCUAUUAGCGGCCCUCCAUGUUGGGCAAGCCCCGUGCUCAGUCAGGCCACAGUGGGAGCUUACCUGAGCUUAAAUUCCCACACUUGGCACUUCCCUCUUUCUUCCAAGCAGAUCCCGGUCAAGGAGCUGGACCUGCUGUUAUCUAUUUUCAUCCAGGGAGCAGAAGGCAGGACUCAGCCCAGUACCAGAAAGGACUUGAGUCUUUGUGGAGAAGGGACAUGUGGCCCAAAAUCUCUAGGCUUUUUAACUCUGUCUCCACCGUGUUGAAAUAUUGGGUCAGGGUCACAGGCCUCCUCCAGCUCUGAAGUGAAUGAUAUCCAUUUAGUCUCUGACACUUGUAGAUGUGACAUUCCUGGAGGUGCUGAUGUCUUAAAGAAGCAGUCACACCAAAAACCCGGCACAGUCAGGAUCAAAGCCUCCAUGUUUAGCCUUUAGCAGCAGGGAAAUCACUUGGCAUGGGAGGGAGGUAGUGUGUCUUUGGAAUGUUCUAGUCACUUUCCUCUCCCUCUGUAGAUAAGAUCGCCCACUCCCUAGUACCUGUCAGUUGGGGUACAACCCUUUUUGCCACUCUUCAUUGGGUUGUGGUGGGGCAGAUCCCAGUACCAUUGAAGAGAUUUGGAGUUGAGGUUGGGGGAUAGACAAAGGUGACGUUUCUGGGGUACUACUAGCACUAUGCCUCCCUGGCUUUUGAGACCCUCUGUCCCUAAGCUCAUAUGGUUCUGUGCCAAGCACAGUGAGACAGAAAAUGUAAAUGACAGAGGAUCAGCCCAGGGCAUUCCUCCAGCCCAUGCCCUCACCUCUCUGAGAGGGUGAGUAGGGCAUUCUUGCCUGUGUUGCCAGGGCUUGCUAGGACAGAGGCCUAUAUAAUCCAUGGCUCCUAACCAGUGGCUGUUUGAGUUCCCAGGGGAAGAAAGCCCAGUCUUGAUUAUCUAUUGACUAUUUAUUUGGUCUCCCUCCCCUUAUAGGGGGGUCGUUUUGGGAGUGGCAGCAGAAUACACUAUAGCUCAGAUUGCUGGGCAUUAAGUGUGCUAGUGGCUCAGAUCUGCAGCUGGGGCCUCUGUGGGCAACCCAUCCCGUCCUACCCUGACUCCUGAAGCCUUCCUGUGGGGGUGGGGCAUGGUGAGCAUGACUCCUGUUGAAAGCCGAUUCCUGUCUAAUAAAUCAUGGUGAUGCAAGAUUGGUUUAGUUAGCCAAA
Molecule: messenger RNA, 1835 nt
Organism: Mus musculus (house mouse)
Lineage: Eukaryota; Metazoa; Chordata; Mammalia; Rodentia; Muridae
Gene: Atp6v0e2
Product: ATPase, H+ transporting, lysosomal V0 subunit E2
Exons: 4
Coding region: 183-428 (81 amino acids)
Biological process (GO): proton transmembrane transport
Cellular component (GO): clathrin-coated vesicle membrane; membrane; proton-transporting V-type ATPase, V0 domain
Molecular function (GO): proton-transporting ATPase activity, rotational mechanism
Source: RefSeq, marked validated